This is a messenger RNA of Nannospalax galili (Upper Galilee mountains blind mole rat), 3296 nucleotides long. RefSeq names its product C-C motif chemokine receptor 10 (gene Ccr10). Lineage: Eukaryota; Metazoa; Chordata; Mammalia; Rodentia; Spalacidae. Gene Ontology annotation, molecular function: C-C chemokine receptor activity. Gene Ontology annotation, cellular component: membrane. The record is from RefSeq and is a predicted model, not a curated record. The coding region runs from base 792 to 1805 and encodes 337 amino acids. Gene Ontology annotation, biological process: chemotaxis; immune response; G protein-coupled receptor signaling pathway. The transcript has a single exon.
GCUUGUAGCCAGAGAUGGGGACCGAGCCCACAGAGCAGGUGGGAUUGGGGGCAGGGAGGGGGAGAAGGGUUACAGAGAGGGUGGGGAAGGGGGAAGGCAUGGGACCUGACAGCAGGCUUCUGCCAACCAAUGAUCUGUGCAGGAGCCCAUUUGAACUCAAGCCCACUCUGUUAGAGGCCCCUUGGCAUGAGUGUUUCAGUAUGUCUGUGCUGGUGUAGAGCUGGGGUGGUGAGUACAGAAGGGAAAGGUGACAGAAACGCCCUGCAGACUAAGCCAAGGUCCAUGGUCCAAGUGUGAGAUAGAGCCUGCAUCUGACCAUCCCUCCAGGAGAGGGCGCUGCAAAGGGAACAGGUGAGCCAAGGAUUUAUUAAUAAUACAAAUGCUCCAUCUAUGGAGAGCUAGAUGUUUCCAUUAUCUGUUCUCUUUCCCUCUUUUAAACAGUCCUCACUGCAAACUUUGCCAGGUGGGCUGGAUAAGACAGCUAGACCCAGCAUAAUAUUAAGUAACUGAAGUCCAGAAAGAGCAAAUGGCUUGCUCAAGGUCACCCAGGAGGAAACUGGAAGCAGAGCCAGGAGGAGUGUAAGGGAAGCCACGACCUGUUCAGGGUGUGCUAGAAGGAAUCUGAAGGUGUUUCUGUCCUCUCCUGGUAUACUGUUGUCCCUGGUCGCAUAAGGACUCCAAAGGAGGAAUGCAUGUGUGGGAAAGAGAGUGGUGUGAGAAGAUGUCUUAUAUUUUGAUGUCCCCAGGUUUCCUACUCUGGGUUCGAUGAGGAGGCAUAUUCAGUUGAGCCGAUGCCGGAGCUCUGCUACAAGGCGGAUAUCCAAGCUUUCAGUCGGGCCUUCCAACCCAGUGUCUCCCUGAUGGUGGCUGUGCUGGGUCUGGCGGGCAAUGGCCUAGUCUUGGCCACCCACCUGGCAGCCCGACGCACUGCCCGCUCCCCCACAUCCGCCCACCUGCUCCAGCUAGCCCUGGCCGACCUCCUAUUGGCCCUGACCUUGCCCUUUGCUGCAGCAGGGGCUCUUCAGGGUUGGAAUCUGGGAAGUGCCACCUGCCGAGCCAUCUCGGGCCUCUACUCGGCCUCCUUCCACGCCGGCUUCCUCUUCCUAGCCUGUAUCAGUGCCGACCGCUAUGUGGCCAUCGCGCGAGCUCUCCCAGCCGGGCAACGUUCCUCCACGCCUGGUCGAGCUCAUUUGGUCUCAGCCUUCGUGUGGCUGCUCUCGUUGCUCCUGGCGCUACCUGCACUCCUUUUCAGCCGGGACGGGCAAAGGGAAGGUCAGCGGCGCUGUCGCCUGGUCUUCCCCGAAGGCCUCGCGCAGACCGUGAAGGGGGCAAGCGCAGUGGCGCAGGUGGUCCUGGGCUUCGCGCUGCCGCUGUGCGUCAUGGCAGCCUGUUAUGCGCUCCUGGGCCGCACACUUCUGGCCGCCAGGGGGCCGGAGCGGCGGCGCGCCCUGCGCGUGGUGGUGGCCUUGGUGGCGGCCUUCGUAGUGCUGCAGCUGCCGUACAGCCUCGCCCUGCUGCUGGACACGGCCGAUCUCCUGGCAGCCCGCGAGCGGAGCUGUCCUGCCAGCAAGCGCAAGGAUCUGGCCCUGCUGGUCACCGGCGGCUUGGCCCUCGCCCGCUGCAGCCUCAACCCGGUGCUGUAUGCCUUUCUGGGCCUGCGCUUCCGCCAGGACCUGCGGAGGCUGCUCCAAGGUGGGGGAUGCAGCCCAAGGCCUAACCCGCGCGGCCGCUGUCCCCGCCGCCGACUCCGCCUUUCUUCCUGCUCGGCUCCCACUGAGACCCACAGUCUCUCCUGGGACAACUAAGGCUAGGAUUCCAGAGAAGGGGGGAGGGCUAAGGAAAGGAUUCCAAGGAGGGUACUGAAAAGGGAGAGUAGGGGGGAGGGCUAAGGAAAGGAUUCCAAGGAGGGUACUGAAAAGGGAUAGUAGGUGGGGAAACGCUGAGAAAGAAGUAAGGACCUAAAGGGAUUAUUAUCUCUGCACCUAAUUAAAUUGAUACCAUGCAAAUGAGUUGCAACCCAACCACUGUUACUAUUUUUGAAUCACCAACUUUGGAAACGAGUUGUAGCAGGUCAGAGGCAGUGGGUUAACACCCUCAACCCCCAUGCCAGUGCUUGACUCUGAGCGGGAGGUGCUGGGGGGGGGGAUGCUGAGUCAGCUAAAGCUUUGAGUACUGACUGACACUCUCUGCCUUCACCCAGUCUCUGCCAACCGAGGUGAGAUGGGAAAGCUGCCAGGAGAGGAGGGGCAGGGGUUCCUCUGGAGCCAGUGUCAGAAAGGGCUUUCUAACAACCCUAGCGCUAUCCAGUAAAGCUGCUUUAGCAAGUACUGAGUUCCCAGAGUCUGGAUUGUACAAGCUGAAACCAUCUGGCACUGUAUAUGCCUGGUUCUGGUCUGGUGGUAGGGGUACUGGACCGGAGACUCCUGCUUUGAGUGAGCUUUUGGAUCCCUUGUAAAAUUCUGCGAUGGAAAGAAAAAAAAAAACUAAUAAAGUAUGAAUUAGCCUCCAUGUACAGAUAGAUGUUGUAACUCCAGCACUAUAGAAGCUGUGGCAGGAGGAUAUCCUGCAGAGAGAGAGAGAGAGACAGAGACACAGAGACAGAGAGAGCAAAAAGUUGAGUUUUGGAGUUUCUCACCUAGGAGAAAAAACAAGAUGGCCUGUAGGGAGAUGGAAGGAUGCUUGCUGUUCCACAUUUUCUCUGGGAACCAAGUCAGAGGAAAUGCACUGUGCUUUCCAGGAAACAUGGAGGUUAGAUUAUCAGAAAGACCUCUCCUGCAGGCAAGAGUCUAGGAUCCUGAAGCGGAAGCAGAAGGAAUUAUGGUUGUGAUGUCUCUAGCCCUAGGAAAUCUCAGUACAGGCCCCUUUUAUCUAGUGUGAAGGUACAGUCAUGAUGGCCUCUAGAGGUGCGUUCAUUUCUGGUCUUUGUUUUACACAAUCACAACGAGCAGGGUGGUGUUCAAAAGAGACAAUUUUCUCAGUUUAGUAUCCGGUCUGCAAAGCAGUACCCACCGCUCCAGCCCGAGUCUAGGGGUGAAAAGGGCGGGUCGUAGAGGUCUUCAGGGAAGGCGUUGGCCUAACGUCUCUGCCCUGUCCUUCCCAGCCUAGCUUGGGUAGUCGUUUCCAAGAGCCUCAGGCGGCAGCGAUUUAAAACUUCGGCUUCUGGAAGCCAGGAGUCAAGGAAGGCCAGGAAACUGCCCAGAUCCUCAAAGGGUGCCGCACGCUAGCCCUCGGGAGCGGACCUGGAACCCUCCACCAGUGACUGCGGGAAUCGCCGCUGAGUCAGCAACGCGCGCGCG